AUGCCAGCUCCCACUGCACUGUUACUACGGCCUGAAGAAGUAGUGGAGGCUGCUGCGAACGUUCCCCUACCUGUGGAAGAUCAGGAUGACGAAUUUUUACUCGAUGCGCCAGAUGCUGUACCAUCAGAGACCAGUGCUGUUCAGCCAGCGGAAGGAGAUACUGAGAUGACUGUGGACGAAGAAGGACGGCCUAAAUUCCCAGCUGCCAAGAAUACCGAUGGACCACGACGAGUCGAAACCAGAAAAGUCCCUAUUCCUCCUCACCGCCUGUCUCCUUUGAAAGCAGCCUGGGCAAAACUGUACCCACCACUUGUCGAGCACCUCAAGCUGCAAGUCCGUAUGAAUACCAAGAAUAAGGUAGUCGAGCUACGGACCUCCAAGCACACAACCGACCCAGGAGCGCUGCAAAAAGGUGAAGAUUUCGUGAAGGCUUUCUCUCUUGGCUUCGACGUGGAGGAUGCGAUAGCAUUGCUCCGUCUCGACGAUUUGUACAUCGAGACUUUCGAGAUCAAAGAUGUAAAAACUUUGCAAGGGGAGCAUUUAGGGAGAGCUAUUGGCCGGAUAGCGGGGAAAGAUGGGAAGACGAAAUUCGCAAUUGAGAAUGCGUCAAGGACGAGGGUUGUACUUGCGGAUUCUAAGAUACACAUCCUAGGCGGAUUCAAGAAUAUUCAUAUUGCGAGGGAGGCAAUUGUGAGCUUGAUUUUGGGAAGCCCGCCCGGGAAGGUGUAUGGGAACUUGAGGACUGUGGCGUCGAGGAUGAAGGAGAGGUUUUGA
Hyaloscypha bicolor E is the source of this 774-nucleotide messenger RNA. Its product is annotated as KH domain-containing protein. Lineage: Eukaryota; Fungi; Ascomycota; Leotiomycetes; Helotiales; Hyaloscyphaceae. The coding region runs from base 1 to 774 and encodes 257 amino acids. Gene Ontology annotation, cellular component: nucleolus. Gene Ontology annotation, molecular function: RNA binding. The record is from RefSeq and is a predicted model, not a curated record. The transcript is spliced from 3 exons.